Messenger RNA from Sus scrofa (pig), 2575 nucleotides. It is a transcript of the gene GPR180, whose product is annotated as G protein-coupled receptor 180. NCBI's taxonomy places the organism in Eukaryota, Metazoa, Chordata, Mammalia, Artiodactyla, Suidae. Gene Ontology annotation, biological process: G protein-coupled receptor signaling pathway; response to pheromone. The record is from RefSeq and is a predicted model, not a curated record.
CCGCGGCGCCGGUCCUGCUCUCUUCGCCCCCCACCCGGGAGCUGUCGACGUGGGGCUGCGGCCGCAGGCUGUCAGGGGUCUGGGUGUGCCUGCCGAGCGGGAGGAGGGGAUGGGGGGGCUGCGGCUGCUGGCGGUGGCUCUCACCUGCUGCUGGUGGCCGCAGGGCAGCCAGGGUAAGACCCUGCGGGGCAGCUUCAGCAGCGCCGCGGCCCGAGACGCUCAGGGCCAGAGCAUCGGCCACUUCGAGUUCCACGGUGACCAUGCUCUUCUGUGUGUCAGAAUCAACAACAUAGCGGUAGCUGUCGGAAAGGAAGCUAAACUCUACCUGUUCCAAGCCCGGGAAUUGCUGAAGCUGCGGGAAGGCAGUAAUGGUUAUAGUUGUAGUGAAAAACUAUCCAAAGCUCAGUUGACAAGGUUACAUGAGUUCUUUUUCCUCCUAGUCCUAGUGUACUUUGUGAUUGCUUGCAUUUAUGCUCAAUCAUUGUGGCAGGCUAUUAAGAAAGGAGGACCCAUGCACAUGGUUUUAAAGGUUCUGACAACUGCAUUGCUGUUACAAGCUGGUUCAGCUUUCGCUAAUUACAUUCAUUUCUCCAGUUACUCCAAAGAUGGAAUAGGGGUACCUUUUAUGGGAAGUUUGGCAGAAUUUUUUGACAUCGCUUCCCAAAUUCAAAUGUUAUACUUGCUUCUGAGCCUAUGCAUGGGCUGGACAAUAGUCAGAAUGAAGAAGUCUCAGAGCAGACCCCUCCAGUGGGAUUCCACUCCUGCGUCCACUGGCAUUGCUGUAUUCAUUGUCAUUACACAGAGUAUUUUGCUGCUUUGGGAACAGUUUGAAGACACCAGUCCUCACAGCCACCAUUCACACCACAACUUAGCAGGGAUCCUUCUAAUCGUUUUAAGAAUCUGCCUAGCACUGUCAUUAGGCUGUGGACUCUACCAGAUCAUCACAGUGGAGAGAAGUACACUCAAAAGGGAGUUCUACAUCACAUUUGCCAAAGGCUGUAUCUUGUGGUUUUUAUGCCAUCCAGGUCUUGCAUGCAUUUCUUUCAUUUUUAAUGACUACCAAAGAGAAAAGGUCGUCACAAUAGGUGUUAUCCUUUGCCAGUCUGUUUCCAUGGUCAUUCUCUACAGACUCUUUCUAUCCCACAGUCUAUACUGGGAAGUUUCUUCACUUUCCUCUGUAACACUUCCACUGACCAUAUCAUCUGGACACAAAAGUCGGCCUCAUUUCUGAUACUUGAUUUUCUUUAGAGGAAAAGUGAAUUGAUUUACCAGAGUGCAAUAAGGAGCCAAAUACAGUGACUCUUUUUUCAUACUUUUGGUAUGAAAAAUUGAACAGAGAAAGCAGAGCAUGUUAUUUAUACAACUGCAUUUAAGCAGUCCCAAAACUGAAAAAAAGGUAAUAAAUGUUUUGAAAUAUACUUAAUAAACUUUGAAGAAAGAGUGUUGUUAUAAGAUGAUUUAACCAAUUUCCAUAUGGAAAUAAAGAUGAACAGAAUAAUAUGAUAUUUUCAUAAGAAAUUCACCACUUUUAAUGCUUCAUCUUAUAUCGAUAGUUAACUCAGGUUUGAUAGUCUUAUAAAAAGUGAUCAGUUAAAUGAUUACUUGCUUAAGCAUAUCUAAACUAAGUCCCAUUAUGAAAUCAGUGUAAUACACUGGUUAAAAACUGCUGCUUUUUAUGCUUUAAGGAAAAUGCAUUUCAUAUUGAAGAUGAAAGGAAUUGAAAAUUAAGUUACUUCAGAAAAUUAAUAUAAAUGCAUUCAUAUUAAAUAAAUAAGCUUUUGUUUAUUUGUGGGUGGGGUUAUUUUUCAUUUUCUUCUAUUUUGGCUCUAGUUAGGUUUAAGCUUGAUUAUCAAAGGGUUUUUGAUAGAUUAUGAAAAAGAUAGGCUGUGUCGGUUGUACAAAGGGUUUUAAAAUCUGAGCACUUAGGUGAAGGGACAAGCGGGUUUACAUAUUUAAAAAGAAAGAAAAAGUACUAUGUGAUAUGGUACUAAAAUUUUAAUCCUGAUAUAAUUCAUUUCUCUUACAUUGAAUCCCCAAUCAUAAUUAAGCUGUAUACACAGAUUAAAUUAACAGAAGCAUUUCACAUAAAUGUUGGUUUCAGUCAUCAACUACCCAUGAAUUCCUGCCCAAGGAUACUUAAUCAGGAUUAAAUUUUCUAUGAAUAAUUGAGAAACAAAAUACUCACUGGAUUUGUUAUAAUCCGUGUUGGCAUUGGAUUCUAAGUAGUUGCCAUCUUGACUCCUUUGUAAUGAAGCCAUAUUUGUGUGUAUGAUGCCCCAGUACUGAGUGUAUUAGCUAAAAAAUACUCUAUCAAGUGCCCGCUUAAAGGAUUGCGAAGUAGUCCUUAGUACUUGCUGUGUAAAAUGUCUGUUCCCAUCAGCAGUCACUGAUUGGAAAUUAUUCUGUUUCUGUUUUUCACGUCAUUCAGGCCUUUGCAUUUUUACCUCUGGCUUAUUUUAAACAUAUUUUUUAUCUACUUUCAAGGCUAUUGUGUUUUUAAGUAAGAAAUGGUGUGCUGAUCUGCUAAUUAAACUCUCUGAUUAAACAGUUAAAGUAACAGCACAACAUAAAAACA